Molecule: messenger RNA, 3328 nt
Organism: Pelobates fuscus (common spadefoot toad)
Lineage: Eukaryota; Metazoa; Chordata; Amphibia; Anura; Pelobatidae
Gene: ARB2A
Product: ARB2 cotranscriptional regulator A
Exons: 11
Coding region: 116-1375 (419 amino acids)
Biological process (GO): regulatory ncRNA-mediated heterochromatin formation
Cellular component (GO): nucleus
Molecular function (GO): siRNA binding
Source: RefSeq, a predicted model, not a curated record
AAAAUCAUUUGGGAUAUCCUUUUUUUAAACAAUAAUUUUGCGACUACGCGGUGGUGAUCGCACGUGCAACGCACCUGUGAAAAGGGAGGCAGAGUGGGGCAACUUGUGAAGAUUGAUGUCCAUUCUUCUCUUGGCUUUUGUCUUGUGGUUGGUUUCUGUAAACAUGGCACAGCUCCAGCAAGGAGGAGGUCCAGAUGAAAAGGAGAAGACUACUGCUUUAAAAGAUCUGCUCUCUAGAAUAGACCUGGAUGAGCUGAUGAAAAAGGAUGAACCACCUCUUGAGUUCCCAGACACCUUGGAGGGCUUUGAAUAUGCUUUCAAUGAAUUGGGACAGCUAAGACAUAUUAAAACCGGGGAGCCUUUUGUGUUUAACUUUCGAGAAGACUUACAUAGAUGGAACCAGAAGCGAUAUGAAGCCUUAGGAGAAAUUAUCACCAAACAUGUUUAUGAUUUGCUGGAGAUGGAAUGCAAUCUUCAGAAAGUCUAUCUGCCAAUAGAUGCUUCUGAAACGGAACCAAAAAGUUUUAUUUUUAUGAGCAAAGAUGCAUUGACGAACCCUGACAAAAUGUUAGUUUUAAUUCAUGGCAGUGGAGUGGUGAGAGCUGGACAGUGGGCACGAAGACUGAUCAUAAAUGAGGACCUGGAUAGUGGAACGCAAAUCCCUUUCAUCAAACGAGCAAUGAAGGAAAACUAUGCAGUUAUUGUCCUGAAUCCCAAUGAAAACUACAUUGAAGUGGAGAAGAGCAAACCCCUAGCACAGCAGCCUUCACCAGACAGCUCAGAUGAGCCAGCAGAGAAGAGGGAAAGACGAGAAAGAAUUCCCAAAGAAACAAAGAAACGGAAGGAUUAUGAGAAGUACCGGAACCCCCAGAAGGAAAAGGAGACCCUGCAGCUCUAUAUCAGAGAAAAUGGAAGUCCUGAAGAACAUGCCUUAUAUGUAUGGGACAAUUUCAUCUCAAAGGCACAAGCGGAGAACGUGUUUUUUGUUGCUCACAGCUACGGAGGACUUGCCUUUGUGGAGCUGAUAAUUCAGCGUGAAGCAGACGUAAAAAAUAAGGUCACAGCCGUAGCCCUGACAGACUCUGUACACAAUGUGUGGCAUCAGGAGGCCAAUAAAACAAUUCGAGAAUGGAUGCGAGAGAAUUGCUGUAACUGGGUAUCCAGCAGUGAGCCUCUAGACACGUCGGUGGAAUCCAUGUUGCCAGACUGUCCACGCGUAUCUGCAGGCACAGAGCGUCAUGAACUGACAUCUUGGAAGAGCUUCAACUCCAUCUUCAAGUUCUUCUCUGAAGCCUUGGAAACCAAGAAUACAAAACUCAAACCUGCCUCUUCCUCCACAAGGCGCUCCAACAGAAUAAAGAAUGAAGAUUUGUAAAAAAAAAAAAUCUAAAUAAAAUUAUGGGAUGGGGAAGGGAUGUCAACCAGAUCUUUGCUAGCUCUCCCAAUACUUGCUUUUUCCAGUCUUUCCAUCCCUCAUUAGAUUGUUUUCCUCCUAGAGCACAGGGUCAUGAUGUAUACAUUUAAAUAGCGUUUUGCAUUAUUCUAGAUGAGUGCAACUGUCAAAGCAAUAUGAGUUCACUAGUUGUGCUUCCUGUAGACUGCUGCUUGGAUUCACUGCUGCCCAUCAGAGCACACAUUAGGAUGACAGCAGCACAGCACAGUACAGCAUGGUGCAAGUCUAAUUGCCCUGUCGUAGCCCUACCCUGAACUGAUGCCACAGUCUGUCUGCUACACCAGUACCCACAGCCUCGUCACUCUUACCUCUGUCUGCCCCGCUGAACUCCUGACUGUGCUACUUUGGAAUCCCAAAGCCUUUACAACAGAAGAUCAUUUUAACUCAUUCACCACCCACUCGCGUUUUUAUGUGUUUUAGAGAGACAAAAGCAUCUUCAUGCAUUCUUUUUUUUAACCAAACCAAUUCUAUUUUAACACGUUUGGUGCCAAAUGGAUCUGAAAUGGGCCUGAAUGUGCUUUUUAACCCUCAUCAACAUCAACAUAAAAAAUACUGUCUGAUGAGGUCUUAACAAAUAUUUUAUAACCGUUCCGAACAAUGUUGAAUUUUUCUUUGUUUACAAUACAUGUUAAAUUGGGAAUGAGUAUUAACUGUUCUGCGGCCUGGGAUUACUACUACAUAAUAAGGCUGGGUAGAACCCUUGGCAGCAGAAAAGUUAAUGCUGUAGGGUUUCAUCACUAAACUGGUAAUUGUAGAAAACUAACAAGGAAAUUGCAAAUGUUUGGAUAAAAUAGCCCAGAUGGAAAAAUAGCUGAAAUUGAGAAAUGUUUAUAUUCUACUGUUUUGGAAUUCUCUUCCCUGGAGUCAGUUCUUCACAAUAUGUUGUUCAGUGAAUGAAUCUGUCUGUUCAUUAUGGGAGGGUAAUAAAUCAAUUCAUUCUAUAUGUUAAAAUACUGUGAUCUGCAUCUUAUGUUCUAUAUAGUCUGUGCUUUGCCAUACGAUAUCAGGUUGACUUUUGAUUCUUACAAAUAAGGUUAAUCCUUUUCCUUUUUUUUUACUCUAAAAAGACUAUAUCUAUUUUAAGAUAGAUAAGAUAAUAGUGGUUGCUUUUUUAAUUGUAGAUGGCUAGAUUGGGUAACAGGAAAUUACAUUUAAUACAGAUUUAUUGAUUUUUGCUUCCAUGGGAUUCUAUAGGGCCAGAAGAAUUUUAAAUAUCUUAUAUACGUGUUGCUUAGCUACUGAGAAUUGGACUCUGGUCCAUGUUAAUAACGCUAUAAAUAUUUCAUUAUUUGUAUUUUCUCUGGUUUAAGGUCACUGACUUCAGUUUCCGUGUAAUGCCAAAUCUUAACUUUUCAAAUGCCAGAGGGCGGUAAAUAAUUUAUUACUCAACCCUCUGGCAUUUAAAAGGUUAAUAUAGAGGAGGAUCAUGGGAACUCUUCUCUUCACAAGUAUAGACCGCUAGUUCCGCCAUUAUGCCUGUCAGCUUAUUUUUGUGAUGAAACUGAUACACUGUGAAUAGUACAAGCAAAAAUCGAUAAUUUGUUAUGUGGGAUUAUUAUGAAAUCCAUAUAUUUUUAAUGUUUCAAAUUGAUCUAUUCUCUGUAAAACGGGAUUGCUAUUAAUUCACACAAUCAAUCACUUCCUAUUAUUUCGUACUCUUGCAAUCUUUAAAUGGUUUACCUUCCAUAUUUUCUAUUAUGUCUGCAAUUUAACCCUACCGCAAACCAUCAUUGUACUGUGUAACUUGUUUUAUUGAAACGGAAAAAAAAAAAAUAAUAAAAUUAAAUGGAACUUGUGUUUUUUUACAUAGUUAUGUUAACCCUUUUAAUUAACACUUUUUCUACAAAUAAACCCCAAAUCCCUGUUUUUAAUGUG